AAUCGCAUAUUAUAAAUUAUUAAAUCUAGACAAGUCUUCAUUUACUUAGGUGCACCUGUAAGAUACCCAAAUGAUUUUCCAUCAGCUCCCUCUUCAUUGAGAAGCUUUUUUCUUACUGUCCAGCUUUGGAAGAUCUAUUGAUGAUCCUUGAUAGACUGCCAUGUUCUAGCCACCAAAUUUUCCUCUCGCACUCUGAAGAAUUUAGGCUUUUCCUUACUUAGCCCUUAUGGCGGUGAUUAUCUUUAUGAUGAUUACGAAGAACUUGUUGCGAAAGCCGUCACUGCCAGCCUAACAACAUCUCGCUAGCCGGAUACCGCUAGAGGAGAUGCUAGAAGCAGGAAACGUCCCAUACCACCUUGCUUCCCGCUAGAACUUGGCACAGGUGGCCUGGCCCAACCUCCCGGACCGAAGCCCAAUGUCCUAGCACGAAAGCCCGAAAAAAGCUCGGUAGCAUUAAAAAUAUUAUUUUUGAGAAAAAAUAGGUACACAACCGUUUUAUACCCCGAAAAUGAUUAUUUUAUUUUUAAUGCCAAAAAGGAAAUUUUUUUCAAGGCCUUGGGUCGGGCCCAAGUUUGGCCUUUUGUUGCUAGGCUUUGUGAUGCCUGUCCUGAAACCUGUCCUGGCUCAGGAUAUGUCUAGGUCUACUUACAGGCAUAGUUGCACCACCUCCUGUGGCGACAAAGGGACUUCUCCCGUUGAUGCUAACAACUAUUACCUCUGAUCCUAAAUUGUUGUCGACAUGUUAUAUGUAUCUAAACAUUUUUUAUGAAUAGAUACGCAAAUUUGAGACAAGAAUUUAGGAUGGGAGGGAGUAAUUUGGCAAGACGACUCCGCAUGAGAGGCAUUGUGUAUCACAUGCUGAGCCGGAACAAACCUGACCUAGAGGUGGAGUGGGGUGACCCAUACCGCCGCCAGUCUCAGAAGCUCCGCGGUCCUAGGAGGUCGCGUCUCAUAUCGCUGUCGUCCUCAAGCAACAUAGAGCCAAAGGGCAUCACCAUCUCAAGAUCCGGCCACUGCGUCGACUACUGUUAGUGAACCAGGGCCACUGCCCGUGUUCCAGAUCUCGUACGCCCGUCACCGGACAUGGGUGCCUGCCGCGUCGCCCAUACGACGAAGCCUGACGCAGCGGCCACCACCGAGGCGCCACUGCUAGUUAGCGGCCGGCCACCACCCGGGGCCCGAACCCGCACGUAGGAUGCCAAAUCUUAGUGCUCUGGCAUCCGCACAACGGCUGAACUGGCCAUCGCGCCAACACUAGAAUCCCCUAACGCUUUAGGCUUGGGGCCUACGCCACCAUUGCAGAGGCCGACGGCAGUGGCCACGAGGAAGAGGGGUGGGGGAUGCGAGUUGGAAGAGGCGGCUGGGGUUUCCCCUGGUGUCACCUGGGAGGGGCGACACAAGGGGGUCGAGGUGCUGUUGACGUCAAUUUGUAUAAAAAUGGGAUUAGAUUUCAAACUUCGGUUAUGUCAAUUCCUUUUGAGGUUGUCUUUGAGUGGUCACAAGAUCAUCUGGUUUUUUCAUAUAAUAUGUAUGUGGCUUUUGUACAAGCAGUCAAGCAGGAAGGGGUAGGGCAUGGAAGGAGUUGACAAUCAGUGUGAUAUUCAGUCUGCAAGUCAAAAUCAAAGAUCUGUGAACUACAGGUAGCAACAGAGAUGAUUUUCAGAGCAUUGCAGAGAACAGAACAUGAAAAACAGAGGAGGAGAAUAAAAGACAGAGGGAUGGCACCAUCAACCUGCUGAUCUCCUUUGGUUAGACAGCUGUUGCUCAUCACCCGUUUGAGUGAAUGCCCCUGGUGCAUGGAGAUGCCUGACAGGCGUUAGACUACCAUGGGUUAAGGAUAGCACCCGCGACAGGAUCAGUUGCCUCCCUGAUGAUGUGCUCCACCAUAUCUUGUCUUUUACAACUGCACGACAGGCUGUGCAGACGUGUGCGCUGUCUACAAGGUGGCGCCACAUUUGGCAGUCUUUACGAUGCGUUAAUGUUGAGGUGGGUGAAUUCACCAGCAAGGAGGGUUUCAUGAAGUUGAUGGACAACUUACUGCUGUGCCGUGAUGGUAUAUCUCUGGACAGCUUUCGCCUAAGGAACACAAAAGGUAGUGUUUUCGUCAACCACCCCACAGCUGGCACGUGGGUCUGCCAUGUGCUGAAUUGCAAUGUUCGUGUGCUUGGGAUCAAUCAGGAUCAUCAUUUGUUUAACCUAGAUGACGAGCUUUACUUCACUUGGUCAGAUAGGACAGUGCUCAGGGAAUUGUUUAACCUAGACCACUCUUCAUUCACUUCAGCACAUCUGAAAAUACUCAAUCUCUAUUGUGUUUACGGCAGUGCUGAUUUUAUUGAGAAGCUCUUCUCUGGGUGUCCAGCAUUGGAAGAUCUAGCAAUUAUAAAAUGUCAUGUUAUGGCCUUCAAGUUCUUCUCCCGCACUUUGAAGAACUUGAUCAUUGAAUCACUUAGCCCCGCUUAUGGUUAUAAUAUUGAGGAUUAUGAGUUUGAAGAACUUGUGAUAGAUAUCCCCAGUCUUGUUUCGCUGUAUCUGAAGGACAUUCCAUAUUUUGCUCCUCACCUUGUGAAUGUAUCAUCCGUGGUAAAGGCCUCAAUUUGCCUGCACAAUAGUGACAUUGAACACUGCAAUAUUCUGAAUGCUCUGUCAAAUGUUACGGAUCUGACAUUGGAGUCUCCACCUUGCCAGAUGGCAAUGGACGCACUACAAAGGGAUAUGUGGAAGUGCCAUGCAUUCAACAAACUGAAAGUUUUGUCUGUCGAUGAAAGGUGCAUCUCACUAUUGUCCACCAGGGAUGGUACUGAAUUUGGGCUGAUCCAAUUGCUUCGGUGCUCACCUAACAUAGAAAAACUUAAUGUGCAUCUCACUUCGUUGGCAAACUUCUCUCUGGAUGAAGAAAUGGUUGACCCAGAAGCUUACAAAGCAGACAAACUGUUUAACUGUAAACAUCUUAAGGAGGUCAAAAUCACUUGCUGGGAGCAUGAUGGUUCAGUGGACUGUGUUGUGAGGGUCAUACUAGCCAAUGCCAUCACUAUUCCGAAGAUCGUAAUCGAGCCUGAUACUUUUCAUUGCAAGCUUUUCGACCUCCAAAAUUUGGUUAGGUCCUAAUCGAUGGUUGGGAGGUGUUAGUUCUCGGUUGACGCUGGACGCUCUGUCGUUUUUUAUGAAACCAUGUUGUAUUGUUUUGUGUAAAAGUGAACUGGGUAUGCGUGUGUUUCUGGUGAUGCAUGCUGAAGAUGCAUUUAGUUUCCAUGUUUAGUAUCGAGAAUCUUGAGCUGAAUAACUGAAGACAAUAUUGUAAGCUGGGGUUUGGACUUUGUAGAUGCUGCCUUUUUGCUAGUUUUGCUAGCUGAUCUUCAGUAGUCAUGUGUACCUGAUAUUCAGAGCUUCAUCAAUUGAUCAAAAAUUGGAUUCUUCACAA
Messenger RNA from Brachypodium distachyon (stiff brome), 3418 nucleotides. RefSeq names its product F-box/FBD/LRR-repeat protein At5g22660. Lineage: Eukaryota; Viridiplantae; Streptophyta; Magnoliopsida; Poales; Poaceae. The transcript is spliced from 5 exons. The record is from RefSeq and is a predicted model, not a curated record. Bases 2017 to 3105 code for a protein of 362 amino acids.